UUUCACAUUCUUACGCUCUGUUUAUUCCUCAGAAGAAAGCAGCUGCUCCGGAGCGUGCCACGCCAAACAGUUUAACGUUCGAUUUUUGAAUAUGAAAUAUUUUUAAUCUCUCUGCGCCUGGAUCGGAAUGCAGACCGUUUGAAUUUUAAAAUAACGGAUAAAUACAUGAGAGGUUGUUUGGCGGUAGAAUUCUCAGUUGGAUCCAAUUUUGACCACUUGCGUGUAAAGCAUCUGAUUUAAUGCAGGCAAAUGAUUUUAUAUUUCAGGAACUGUGAGCGGUAGAUGAAAGCAAGCAGCAGCACUUCUAAAUGCGGCAGCUCUUUGAUCUGAAAUGAGGUGCUAGAGGAAGCUUAUUGAUUUGGUGGGAAACUAAAACAACUUUUCAGCAGUGUCAAAACAACCAAUUGAUGACAACCGAUUGAUGGAGAAUCACAAGCCUGGGAAUUUCGGUAUCAAACCUUUGAAAUUGUGAUACGUCGCGCGUUUAUAUCACAUUGAUCGAUCUUCACUGUAUGUUAAUAGUUUUGUAAUUUUGUGCUUUGGUGGAACUGACUGUGUUGAGCUGAAAGUCACAAUUCUUCGCUUGUUAUUAUUCGGAAAGCGCAAGUUUGACGUGCGCGCGGUUCGAUCAUGGGCUGCACGGUGAGCGCAGAGGACAAGGCGGCCGCCGAAAGAUCAAAGAUGAUCGACAAAAACCUGCGCGAGGAUGGAGAGAAGGCGGCGCGCGAGGUGAAACUGCUCCUGCUCGGUGCCGGUGAAUCAGGAAAGAGCACCAUUGUCAAACAGAUGAAGAUUAUCCAUGAAGAUGGCUACUCAGAAGAUGAGUGUAAGCAGUACAGAGCCGUAGUCUACAGCAACACCAUCCAGUCCAUAAUGGCCAUUAUUAAAGCCAUGAGCAACCUUAAGAUAGACUAUGGAGAUACAGCAAGAGUGGACGACGCACGGCAGCUGUUUGCGCUUUCUGCCGCAGCAGAGGAGCAGGGAAUCUUAACCGAUGAUUUGGCUAACGUGAUUCGCAGACUGUGGGGUGACAGCGGGGUGCAGGGCUGUUUCAUCCGCUCCAGAGAAUAUCAACUCAAUGACUCUGCUGCAUAUUAUCUGAACGAUUUGGAAAGGAUAGCGCGGACGGACUACAUUCCAUCCCAGCAGGAUGUUUUGAGGACCAGAGUGAAAACCACUGGGAUCGUGGAGACGCAUUUCACUUUUAAAGAUCUGCACUUCAAGAUGUUUGAUGUUGGGGGUCAGCGAUCAGAGAGGAAGAAAUGGAUCCAUUGCUUUGAAGGAGUCACAGCCAUCAUCUUCUGUGUGGCUUUGAGCGCUUAUGACCUGGUGCUAGCAGAAGAUGAGGAGAUGAACCGCAUGCAUGAAAGCAUGAAGCUGUUUGACUCCAUUUGUAACAACAAGUGGUUCACAGAGACCUCCAUCAUCCUCUUCCUCAAUAAAAAGGAUCUGUUUGAAGAGAAGAUCACGCACAGCCCUCUCACCAUCUGCUUCCCUGAAUAUUCAGGAGCCAACAAAUAUGACGAGGCUGCCAGUUACAUCCAGACCAAGUUUGAGGAUCUCAACAAGAAAAAGGACACAAAGGAAAUCUACACCCACUUCACCUGCGCUACUGACACUAAGAACGUGCAGUUUGUGUUUGACGCCGUCACUGACGUCAUCAUUAAAAACAACCUGAAGGAUUGCGGCCUUUUUUAAUGAUUGCGGCCAAGAGAAUAAUGAGGAAGGUGUAAACUACUUGGUGGACCUGGCCAAUGUGUUAUACACAAAAUGCUUGACUACCUUCAACUUCCUAUUAGAAUCGUAAUUUUUUUUUAUUUGAAUUUUUUUUUUUUAAUGUGGUAACCUGAAAAAGACUUGUGAACAAGGAGAAGAGAAACGUCACCGGAUUCCAACAAACAGUGAAUUCCAGCACACCAUCCUUCUUCCCUGAACUUCAUUUUAAAUCGGUUCUCAAUUUGUAAAUAUUUAAUUUUGGGGUUAUUUUCUGCCUUAAAAGAAAAUGAGACGAGAGUCAGAAUUAUGUUCUGAUAUUUGUUUCUAUUACCCUUCAACCUUUGUUUUUGUUUUUGACAGGUUAAAAACAGGGGUGGGUGAGAACUUUAAAUGCAUUCACUUCUUUUAUGGAUGUGCUAAUUUUAUUAAACUCGAUGGCAAAAUGCUUAUUUUGUAAAGUUAAUGUGAGCACACAGUCAACGAGAUAUCACUUUUGUAAAACUUCACCACUGAAUCUUCAUCCCGGGCUCAAACUGUAUAUUGUUGCAUGACGGACCAUAUGAAAUUGCUCGCUCGCUCCAGAACGCAGCGUAACAUUCCUACAGCUACUGAAAUGUCUUGACACGUUCUAAUAGCUUGACUUUGACUGACAUGUAAUAUUUAUAUCCGUCCACACAUUUCUUGUUUGUUGUUGCUGUAUCAUCCCUUCUUUUGCUCACUGUGCCUUCUGUGUUCACUGUCUGUAGAACAUAGGGCUGGUUUUAUUCACGCUAUCAAAGUGUACAAGCGUCAAGCACAUUUUAAGAGCUAAAUAAAAUUAGACUACAGUCUUUGGGUUAAUAUAUAAAUACAAUAAAUGAUUGCGUUGAAAAUAAAAGUUGAUAUGUAAGACUCUG
Myxocyprinus asiaticus (Chinese sucker) is the source of this 2612-nucleotide messenger RNA. RefSeq names its product guanine nucleotide-binding protein G(i) subunit alpha-2. Gene Ontology annotation, biological process: adenylate cyclase-modulating G protein-coupled receptor signaling pathway; gamma-aminobutyric acid signaling pathway. Gene Ontology annotation, molecular function: G protein-coupled receptor binding; GTPase activity; GTP binding. The transcript has 9 exons. Lineage: Eukaryota; Metazoa; Chordata; Actinopteri; Cypriniformes; Catostomidae. The coding region runs from base 631 to 1698 and encodes 355 amino acids. Gene Ontology annotation, cellular component: heterotrimeric G-protein complex. The record is from RefSeq and is a predicted model, not a curated record.